UCCAGGGAUCCAGACCCGGGAAAAACGUCCAGUUGACAGAGAAUGAGAUCCGAGGACUUUGUCUGAAAUCCCGAGAGAUCUUCCUCAGUCAACCCAUCCUGCUGGAACUUGAAGCUCCCUUGAAAAUCUGUGGUGACAUCCAUGGCCAAUACUAUGACCUGCUACGUCUGUUUGAGUACGGUGGGUUUCCCCCGGAGAGUAACUACCUGUUCCUGGGAGACUACGUGGACCGUGGCAAGCAGUCCCUGGAAACGAUCUGUUUGCUGUUAGCCUACAAGAUAAAAUAUCCGGAAAACUUCUUCCUGCUGCGAGGGAACCAUGAGUGUGCAAGCAUCAACCGCAUCUACGGCUUCUACGAUGAGUGUAAAAGACGCUACAAUAUCAAACUGUGGAAAACCUUCACCGACUGUUUCAACUGUCUGCCCAUUGCUGCGAUUGUCGAUGAGAAAAUCUUCUGUUGUCAUGGUGGCCUCUCGCCGGACCUGCAGUCGAUGGAACAGAUCCGUCGGAUAAUGAGACCGACAGAUGUCCCAGACCAGGGGCUGCUGUGCGACCUGCUCUGGUCUGACCCCGACAAGGAUGUGCAAGGCUGGGGGGAGAAUGAUCGAGGCGUCUCCUUCACUUUCGGGGCUGAGGUCGUUGCCAAGUUCCUUCACAAACACGACUUGGAUCUAAUCUGCAGAGCCCACCAGGUUGUGGAGGAUGGUUACGAAUUCUUCGCCAAGAGACAGUUGGUCACGCUCUUCUCUGCCCCAAACUACUGUGGUGAGUUCGACAAUGCGGGAGCCAUGAUGAGUGUCGAUGAAACUUUGAUGUGCUCCUUCCAGAUUCUGAAACCAGCCGAUAAAAACAAGCCGAAAUAUAACCAGUUUGGGGGCUACAAUCCGAGUGGGAGACCGGUCACACCUCCACGGAACUCCACCAAAGCCAAGAAAUGAAUGUCAGCACGUCCUGACUGAACAAUGUGCAAAUUACUGAGAUUCUUCUCCUGUUCACCCCUCUCCCUCUCACCUUUUCACUUUCCCUCUCUCUCUCUCUCCGCCUCUCUCUCCGCCUCUCUCUCCGCCUCUCUCUCCGCCUCUCUCUCCGCCUCUCUCUCUCCGCCUCUCUCUC
Messenger RNA from Carcharodon carcharias (great white shark), 1113 nucleotides. Its product is annotated as serine/threonine-protein phosphatase PP1-alpha catalytic subunit. Gene Ontology annotation, cellular component: nucleus; cytoplasm. The annotation marks the transcript as partial. Gene Ontology annotation, molecular function: protein serine/threonine phosphatase activity. The transcript is spliced from 6 exons. The record is from RefSeq and is a predicted model, not a curated record. NCBI's taxonomy places the organism in Eukaryota, Metazoa, Chordata, Chondrichthyes, Lamniformes, Lamnidae.